GUGAUAUUUUUUGUUUACGUCGACAAAAUGCACCCUGGAAUAUCGAGGUGAAAGCCUGUCCUUAGCGCCCAAACCCCUUCCUAUCCAGUUGAGAUUGAUCGACCGUUCCAGCUGAUCACUCGUUGAUCAGCCUGACAGCUCAGAACCUGUGUCAGCGAGGAUAGCCCCCUGCGUGCCGCAAUGAUGGCAGGUAUACUAGGAACCAAGCUCUCUCCAGCCUUGAGUGAUUACAUUCAAGGCAUCGAUGUGCAGGCACUCUCGCGGAUUGGUGCUGAUCGCCUUUCAGAGAGGGCUAUUCCCAACAUCGGACUCAUAGAGCUUGUCAGUGCGAGAGACUUCGCAAGCAGAUAUGACGCGUUGUACAUCAAGGAGUUUCCAAAACAAGCCGAACGGGAGCGUACCGAUCUCAUCAUUUCACGAUUGACUGCCCAAUUUGCCGGCCAAAGAGUCGGGCUUGCGCCUUAUCACGUCGUAGGCAUCCGUGAUAGCAAAGGUGAUGCUAUAGGUGCAGCUCAAUUUUCCGUCUUGCCUGUCAAGGACAGUUCAUUUGCAGUGCCGUAUUUGCAAUACAUAUAUGUUCGGAGGGAGAAUAGGCGUCAGGACAUGAGCGAGGUUCUUCACACCAUGACGCUUGCAAUUACGCUCGCGGAUGCCAAGAAAAUGGGUAACAGAACAGUUCCUUUUACACUGUUUGAGACCGAGCCUCCCGGUUAUGGAGAUGAUGAAGAGAGCAGAGCGUUCAGUCGAAUGCGGGCGCAAGUCCAUAGCAAAGGUGGUGCAACUGCCGUUGUUCUUAUGAAAGAAGGGCAACAGAUUAGCCCACACGUACAGCCGGGUUUAGAGGUUGGUGAUCCGCCAUUGAGCCUCGUCUGGGCGAUCAGAAAGAGCCCCUCACCAGGCCAUGAGUGGAACAUAUCAGAUAUCGGCGACAAACUCAUGGCUGCAUACUAUCAAAGUCUAAGAGAUGAAGGGUUUCCAGAAGAAAACAUACGGCUCGCGGAAAGCAUCGUGAAAGAGAGGUGUAAAGGCUCGACUUGGAUUCUAAUCCCCCUGGACGAGGUGACUUUCCAUAUUGUUUGAAUGUAUGAUACAAUUUUGAUAGGUAAAAAGCUUUUGAGC
Molecule: messenger RNA, 1119 nt
Organism: Verruconis gallopava
Lineage: Eukaryota; Fungi; Ascomycota; Dothideomycetes; Venturiales; Sympoventuriaceae
Exons: 1
Coding region: 181-1080 (299 amino acids)
Source: RefSeq, a predicted model, not a curated record